GCAAUUUGAAUGUCAGAACAGUUGCAACAGUUCCCAGCAGGGAAAGAGCUAGGACUCGGAGAGAGACGCUGAAGGCUUCAGCCGAGCUCAUAGUCGUCCUUUUAUUCGCAAGCGAGAAGCUGCACGAAGGUGCAAGACGACCCAUUCUACUCUCAAAUAUUUAGGAUGGAGAAUAAGCUCAUGAAGAGCUCAGCUUGUGUCAUCCUGUGCACUUCGUAGUCUAGCCUGUUGCAGGGAGCUCUGCUUUGACCCAGUCGAUUGCCCACAUUGGGCGAAGAAACCCCCUGGGGCUCACGGGAUCGUUGUGUCCCCAAACUGGGGCCAGAGAUGAUGUCCACCUUAACAAUUAUGCAACCCCCUUGAUCUGUAUUGUGGCGGGAGCAAGCAUGAUCACAGAGCGAGAAUAACGAAGGACUGAAAGCAGUGCAUGCACAAGUCCGCACGUCCCUUUCAAGGCAACUUGACCUUCUUCCACUUGGAGCAACUCCCGGCUCGUGUUCACGAUCAUGCGGCCUUGUGAAUCUGUGGACUGCGGUCCAGAAGUAUCCCUCCAUUAGAAUAUUGUAACAUAGCAGUAGGAUGUUCUUGGUUGAGUUUGAUGUGAGGGGAUUCAUAUGGCCGAGGGCGUUUGGUCCGUAGCUAGUCAUAGAAGGUCAACAAAAGUAGCCAGCAGUUGAUAGUUUACAUCUGUAAAGAUAUGUGCUUUAGCAGGUUCAUAGUAGCAGUGCUCGCGUAAGGACAGUAAGUUACUCAAGAAGGGACCUCAGCCAGUUACCCAUUUGUACUCAAGGGGGAGCAACUUUAGAUACCUCUCAAAAUGGGGCUGCAGAUGAGGGGCCGGUUCCUGCCAGAUCUGAUGGCCUUCGACAACGACUCAGAGGAGACGGAGGUCAUGCUGAGUCAGGCUGACAGCAGCGAUGGCUCAGACUUCCCCGGCUACUCCUCUAGCACCGCCAGCCACAGUCGAGCGCAGAGUUACUCCUCCGGGGGGGGUCCCCAAGAGUUCUCGGCCAGGGGUACGGACACCCCCCCAGAAGAAGGGUUUGAGGGAUUGGAGACGGUGGAGGGAGUGGCCCAUUUUCUGCAGACAUAUUGCAGUCCGUCGAGUCUCAUGCACGCGCAGCGGAUGAUAGCGCAUUUCAACGAUGCGUACGAGCUCGGCACUAUGUCGCUGCCUGACGAGUUCCGAAUUGAAGCCUGGCGGGGCACUGUGAAGCGCAUUGCACGGACGCUGGGGGACAGUUUGCUCGAGACUAACCAGGGUUUGGCCAAGCUGUGUAGGGUGAACAUGGAACGGACACAGCAGGUCCACCUGGCAUCGGAAACGUGGGUCCUUGCUCAUCUGCAUGACAAGCUGGUCGACGGGUUGGCGGGCAUGGUCGCUGCACGGGAGGCGGACGUCAAAAGCAUGCUGGCUAAGCUCGACAAGCUGCCCACGAGCGUCCUGGGAGUGACUGAGGAGUACGAGGAUGCGGUCUUGGGCGAUGCGGUCUUGCAGUUUCAGUCUCUACCUCUAGCCAGGAGCCCCCUUGAAAAGGCACUCUGCCUGAAGAAGACGGUGACGUGCAUGCUCGAGGGCAUCUCCCGAACAAAGCGAGCGAGCGCGCGCGACGACUUUGUGCCCUGUACCGACGACCUCCUCUCUCUCAUGUUGCUGAUGCUCACAAAAGCCAAGAUUCCGCGGCUCCUCGCGCAAGCCAUGUACAUUGAGCACUUUCUCAACCUCCAUCUGGACGACGGUCUCACGGGCGAGCUGGGGUACCACCUGACCAACCUCCUCGCUGCGUGCGCAUACCUUCAAACGGACCAGUGCAAGAGAGUGUCUGAACGGGCCGCGCCAUUGACGAUCUCCCCCGGGCUCCAAGAGCCUUCUCGCCAUGAGGCGGGGUGGGGCUUCAAUGAGUCUCCCAUGUCGCCGGACGACACUCCCCCCCACCCAGUGAAAGCACGGCGCCGCCUCGGCUUUCGGCGAAAAUCCUUCGCCAAAUAGGUACUCUGUUCGAUGUGUACAAAGUUGAUUCGGAUACGCUCUCUUCAUAUAGGCAUAAAAUGCGUGAUCGAGAUCCGGAGGUCGAGCGCCCUGCGAGGCCGGCCGACCAUCUGGAGGAAACGUUUUAGUGCAUCGAUCAAAUAAUGACAGACAAGGCGGAAUUGAUAUAGAUUACCGAGCGCAAUUUGCGAGUUGUAGUAUUGGGUAUUGAGACAAGAACGUGUAUGAUAAGUACUCGAGAAGGAAGGCGUCGGGCUCCUUGUAGGAGCUCUUUCAGCCACUUGUCGUGUAGUGUAGUAGUGUAUAUUGUCUACUUAGAACUAGUUACAUUCAGCAGGUUUAUGUUGUAACGGAUUGAUCCGAUCGCAUGCAGUUCAUACGGCAGUUGAUUGAAUUGGAUGCUCAGCCGCCAG
Klebsormidium nitens is the source of this 2403-nucleotide messenger RNA. NCBI's taxonomy places the organism in Eukaryota, Viridiplantae, Streptophyta, Klebsormidiophyceae, Klebsormidiales, Klebsormidiaceae. The record is from the annotation of a GenBank genome assembly.